CGCUGUAAAUGCCGGCUGUCUUUUAAUUGGUUGAAAGUGAAGUAUUGGCGCACUGUUUGAAAGGUGGAACAACAACAACAAGAGGAAGUGGAAAAAGGCAAAUCUCAACAAAAACAACAUUGUUUCAAAACCCUUUUCUAUACUAUUUAAAGUUGUGAAAUGGAUUUUGAAUUUGUGAUACCAGUGUCUAGAGAUGACCUUUUGAAUAAAACUGGUGUGAACCAGUUUGUAGUUGAUGAAAUUCUCACUCUAAGAGAAGUAACUGGCGCUAUACAAGAUGUUAGAGCAGCUUUCCGUAGUAAAGGACCAGAUUGUGUUUUUGGACAUUUUGAUGCUUUCUUCAGUGUACUUUGUUUACAAAAAGAUGUGGAUACAGAGGUAAAAGAGGAUGCCUGGGGACACAUUGUGAAAAUUGCUGCCCAGUUAUCUACAAAACUCGCCACCGUGCUGGAGGAUGAUUUAGACGCAGGAAUGAGGAAAACAAACUGUAACCUUGUCAAGAUGACAUGCUAUCUUCUCUGUCAAUAUAUGGAGAUGCUGGAAUCUGACGAAACUAAACCCAGUACAAACCAAGCUAUCAAGGGCAAGAGCAGGAAGAAGAAGGCAUCUAGUAUGACGAUAGACUGGGCACGAGAGAGGGAGACGGGCAUGAAAACGCUGCUCAAUCUUGUACAGUUACAUAUUCACAGACUAUGGGACCCACCAGUCGUAGAUGAUGAAUUUGUCAGUUUAGUAACAAACUGUUGUUACAAGAUGCUGGAGAACCCAGAGAUAACCCAUGCUGUAAACAAAGAUUUCAGGGACGCCAUCUGUCACAUCAUAGGUGUAAUGGUCAAACGAUAUAACCAUGGUUUAAGUGCUAGUCUGAAGAUAAUACAACUAUUGCAACAUUUUGAGCAUCUUGUUGGUCCGUUGUCUAGUGCUGUUAAAGUUUGUGUAGAGGAUUAUGGUUAUAAAAGCAUUGUAGCAGAAUUAAUCAGAGAGAUAGGUAGAAUGGAUGGAUCAGAUUUCUCACGUGACACGUCAGGUACUCGAGCCUACUCGGCUUUCCUGGUAGAGAUGACAGAGAAAUGUCCCGCAGCUGUUUUACCAAACAUCAGUCUACUCUUGUGUCACCUUGAUGGAGAGUCACAUGCUAUGAGGAAUGGUGUACUGGCAGCCAUGGGAGAAAUCCUUAUGAAGGUGCUCAGUAAAGAUGACCUGGACGAGAAAAUGAAGGACACAAGGGAUCAGUUCUUAGAGAAAUUAGAGGAUCAUAUACAUGAUAUACAUGCUUAUGUAAGAAGCAAGGUUCUCCAAAUAUGGCUUCUAGUGGUCAAUGCCAAAUGUCUGCCACUCCCUCACCAGGAAAAUCUUCUGUGUCUGGUUAUUGGACGUCUACAGGACAAGUCGAGUUCUGUGAGGAAAUAUGCCAUACAGUUAAUUACAGCUUUGUUGAAGAACAACCCAUUUGCUGCUAAGUUAUCAGUGCAGGAGUUGGAGCUGAGUUACGAGAAAGAGAAAGAAAAACUGAAGGAGCUGAAACCAGAUGAUGAAGAGGUGGAUGAUCCUAAUGCAACAUUUAAGGAGAAGACAGAAGAAGAAUGGGUAGAAAUGAAGAAGAAUCUUCAACCUAUCAUAGAUGAGCUGGCAGAGGAUGAUGAAAAUCGCAGCACGCCAUCUAGUCUUAUAUCUGAAGAAGACACAAUGGACAUUGUAUUGGAGAAGAUUUAUCAGCAGCUAACUAGUAGUCAACUUAAAGAUGCAGUAAUGUUGAUGAAUGCAGCUAGAGAAUCUUUCCCUGAUAUUGCUACAGAGAAACAAUCGACUGAAGAAGAAAACGAGGAGGAGGAGAAAGAGCCUGUUACCAUGGAUACCAUUACAUGCUUGAAAAAUCUUUUCAUAGAAAGGAAGCAUGCAAGUCAUGCCCUGACUGCCACUGAGGCCAUGCAGACAGACACGCAAACAGAUCCUACUGUUGCAAGUGAGAUUGCCAAGCAACAAAUUCUAGUACAGUAUCUCAAGGAGUCUCUUGCAUUUGCCACCCAGCUACAGGCAGCUGUACCAGUCAUCUCACAACUCCUUGGCUCUAAAAAUCUCACCGAUGUGAUGGAGGCCAUUGAAUUUUUUGUCACGGGUUUCGAGUUUGGUCUGACAGCAACUAUGAUAGGAAUCAGACGAAUGUUACCUUUGAUUUGGUCAAAGGAGGCAGGGAUUAAAGAUGCCGUGGUUGCAGCAUAUAAAAGACUUUAUUUAAAUCCACAAGGGGGAAAUGCAAGGUCAAAGGCUCAAGCAAUUGUGAACAAUUUAUCAGCUUUAACAAUGGGAGCUACAUUAUGUGACCUUACUUCACUGGAUGGUCUGAUUGUUGAGUUGAUGAAGUCUGGGGAGCUAGGACAGAAUGUUAUACAGAUGUUGUGGGAAAGGUUCACCAUGAAGAUAGCUGGUACCACACCUGAUGAGAGCCGGGCCGCUGUACAACUGAUCGCAAUGGCUGCUGGGGCUGAUAUGGCAGUUGUUAAGACAAACAUUGAUGUAUUGGUAAGGGAGGGCCUUGGCCCCAGGGCGGACACCGACCUACUCCUGGCUAGAGAUACUUGCCUGGCACUACUGAAGUUGAGCACUCCAAAAACUAUGAAGGGAGAUGUGGCAAGUGACCCGUACAGACUGUCAGAAACACACGAUAUGUUCACAAGCCUCACCAGAAUCCUUGUCAAAUCUGCGACUGACCUGGAGAACCGUUACUGGAUACCAUUAAUGGAGCAAGCUGUCAAUGUUAUAUACAAGCUAGCCGAGUCACCGGACAUUAUCUGUGGAGAUCUGAUUAAAAAGCUUUCCAAGGAGUGUAGUCAGGCUGGAGAAACUGCAUGUAGUCAGGCUGGAGAAACUACAGGCGAGAAGGAAAACCUGGAGGGUGAUGAUGACGGAAAUCCUUUAGAUGUAUUAGAAAAGGAUGAUGAGACAGAGAAGGUGGGUUUCGCCUCCGGUGUGUUGGCUCGUCUACUGUCUCUAGUGGGUCAUGUAGCACUACGUCAACUGGUACAUCUGGAUGUGGCCGUGUUUGGUGAGAUGAAGAGACGUAGGGCUAUACAGGAACAGAAAGAUUGGAUACAAACUCCUGCCAGUAAACAGAAUAGAGCCAAGGACAAUGAGAAUAUAGAAGAAGAGAUGGGAUUAGCUGGGGCAGCAGCAGAAGAUGCUGAAUCUGAAUAUAUCCGUAAAAUAUGUGAAUGUGAGGUCGUAACAGGAAACACACUGCUGGCAGCUUUUGGUCCACUAUUAGAGGCGGUAUGUAGCAACCACCAGAAAUACCCGGACACCGAGUUACAGACAGCCGCCACAUUAGCUCUGGCCAAGUUUAUGAUGGUCAGUUCGGAGUUCUGUGACCAGCAUCUACAAUUGUUGUUUACAAUGUUAGAGAAGUCCACCAGUCCUAUCAUACGUGCAAAUACUAUCAUCGCCAUGGGAGAUCUGUGCUUUAGGUUUCCUAAUCUGAUUGAACCUUGGACUCCUCAUCUCUAUGCAAGACUAAGAGAUGAAUCAUCAGAUGUAAGGAAGAACACAAUGCAGGUGUUGACACAUCUCAUCCUGAAUGAUAUGAUCAAGGUGAAAGGUCAAAUCAGUGAAAUGGCCAUAUGUAUAGUUGACCAUGAUGAAAGAAUUGCAAGUCUUGCUAAACUUUUCUUCAAUGAGUUAGCUAAGAAGGGUAACGCUGUGUACAACAUUAUGCCAGACAUGAUCAGUCGUCUCUCAGAUCCUGACAUCGGCAUUGAUGAGGAACAUUUCAGAAUUAUCAUGAAGUACCUGUUCUCAUUUAUACAGAAAGACAAACACUGUGAGAGUCUGGUGGAGAAGUUGUGCCAUAGAUACAGAGCCACUAGAGUGGACAGACAGUGGCGUGACUUGUCAUUUUGCCUCUCUAUGUUAUCAUACAGUGAGAAGUCUAUAGCAAAACUACAUGAGAAUUUCAUGUGUUUUGCUGACAAACUGGCCGAUGAGGAGGUCUAUAACUGUUUCUGUACAAUAAUAACAAAGUCUAGGAACUUCGCUAAACCCGAGGCAAAGACAUUGAUAGAUGAAUUAGAACAGAGAGUUGAAGGUUGUCACAAGAAGGGCCUCAAUGAGGACGAGUUAGUGGAGCGUGCUGGGGCCUCACCUAUUAAACAUAAAGGAAAAACACCUAGAAAAGGUGCCAAAACACCUGCAGCUCACAAAGCAAAACCUAGGAGAGGCCGACGUAAGCAAGACAGUUCGGAUGAGGAGAUGGAACAAAGUAAAGAUACGCCCGUCACACGAACAAAACAUGGACGAGGGGCGAAGAAAAAACCUGCUGCGGUGUUCAGUGAUAGUGACGAUAGUGAUAUAGAACUAUUUGAAGUGGACAAAACAUCGAAAAAGAAAAAAGUUUGACCUUUAACCUUGGUAAAUCUGGUAAAGAAGAGAAAGAAAACGCAAGUGAGGAAUCCGACUCGGAACCACUCUCCCCCAAGCCACCGCAACGUCCACGUGGGAAAAACAAACGUCGCUUGACCUCAUUACACUCGCCGCUAAGUCUAAGCAACACGCCAGUAUAACUGUAACAGA
This is a messenger RNA of Ruditapes philippinarum (Manila clam), 4563 nucleotides long. RefSeq names its product condensin complex subunit 1-like. Gene Ontology annotation, biological process: mitotic cell cycle; mitotic chromosome condensation; meiotic chromosome condensation. Gene Ontology annotation, molecular function: histone binding. Lineage: Eukaryota; Metazoa; Mollusca; Bivalvia; Venerida; Veneridae. Gene Ontology annotation, cellular component: condensed chromosome, centromeric region; nucleus. The record is from RefSeq and is a predicted model, not a curated record. Bases 160 to 4389 code for a protein of 1409 amino acids. The transcript has 31 exons.